CGCGAGGGGAGCCCCCGUGUGUCUAGAAGGCCCUUCCCCACCCACACCCCCACCCCAUGUGAGUUUGUGCUGCAAAGCUCCUUGGCAUCCUUGCCUGGGUUGGGUGUUGGGGAGCUCAAAUUGCAGCUACAAACUGGCUGGCAGCCAGGGAUCGUCUAUUUAAAAGCGCCUGCUCCACCGGAGCCCGUAGUCUCUUUGGAAACUUCUGCUGGGGAAAAGAGCUAGGAAAGAGCUGCAAGGCGGCGUGGGGUUUUUCCCUUUUUUGCUCCUUUUAAUUACCCCCUCCUCAGUUUGCACCCUUCUCUGGGCUUUACGCAGAACCUGCGAAUUUUGAAAAGCUAGUGGCAGAGUGGGAGAAGAGAGGUGCUAGUUUUUUUAAUUGUAGAGUUUUUUUUCUUUUUUCUUCUUUUUUUUUUUUUUAAUUUCUUGAGCUCAACAUUUUUUUCCACCCUCUCGGCUGCAGCUGCCGCCUUUUACCUGUUCCGCGGCAGCCACGCGCCGCUGGCAGCUGAGGGUUAGCAAGGAGCAGGGUGUAAUUUAGAUUUUAAACAUUUUUAAAGACAAAUUCCUUUUUCUCCCCCUCCUCUCUUUUCUUCCACAGCCUCCGAGCUCAUUAUUCCGGUGGGUGAUUGGGGGUGAGCAAUUUUGUGACUUUUGCCUUCCCCCCCCCGCAAUUCUGACCAGCGCGGGUUUGGAGGUGUCUCUGGCCUCCAUUCCCUUUCCGUGCACCUGGCGCUGUUCUUCCCCCCAAUCCGCCCCCCCCCCAACCUGUUGCAGUUGGGACUAGCUUGCAUCUAGCCCCAAUCUUGCAUCUCUCCCUGCAUUUUGCAAGUGUCUGGGGGAGGGCACCUGCUCUACCCGCCAGAAAUUAAAGCAAAAAAGUCUCCGGCCACCUCUCGGCCCCUCUCUCCCUGCACUCGCGCUCUCCUGCCCCGCCCCGAGGUAAAGGGGGAGACUCGGAGAAGAUGGUGCUCACCGCGGUCCUCCUGCUGUUGGCCGCUUGCGCGGGGCCGACCCAGGGCCUGGGCUCCUUCGUGCACUGCGAGCCCUGCGACGAGAAAGCCCUGUCCAUGUGCCCCCCCAGCCCCCUGGGCUGCGAGCUGGUCAAAGAGCCGGGCUGUGGCUGCUGCAUGACCUGCGCCCUGGCCGAGGGGCAGUCGUGCGGCGUCUACACUGAGCGCUGCGCCCUGGGGCUGCGCUGCCUCCCCCGACAGGACGAGGAGAAGCCGCUGCACGCCCUGCUGCAUGGCCGCGGGGUUUGCCUCAACGAAAAGAGCUACCGCGAGCAAGUCAAGAUCGAGAGAGACUCCCGGGAGCACGAGGAGCCCACCACUUCCGAGAUGGCCGAGGAGACCUACUCCCCCAAGAUCUUCCGCCCCAAGCACGCCCGCAUCUCCGAGCUGAAGGCCGAGGCGGUGAAGAAGGACCGCAGAAAGAAGCUGACCCAGUCCAAGUUUGUGGGGGGAGCCGAGAACACUGCCCACCCCCGGGUCAUCUCCGCACCUGAGAUGAGACAGGAGUCGGAGCAGGGCCCCUGCCGCAGGCACAUGGAGGCCUCCCUGCAGGAGCUCAAAGCCAGCCCCCGCAUGGUGCCCCGGGCCGUGUACCUGCCCAACUGCGACCGCAAAGGAUUCUACAAGAGGAAGCAGUGCAAGCCUUCCCGCGGCCGCAAGCGUGGCAUCUGCUGGUGUGUGGACAAGUACGGGAUGAAGCUGCCGGGCAUGGAGUACGUUGACGGAGACUUCCAGUGCCACGCCUUCGACAGCAGUCACGUUGAGUGAUGCGGUCCGUACCCCCUUCCUUCCUCGUCCCCUGUCCCCCACCCCUACCCCCACCCCUAGCCCCGACUCCAGCCAGCGCCUCCCUCCACCCCAGGACGCCACUCAUUUCAUCUCAUUUAAGGGAAAAAUAUACAUAGAUAUUUGAGGAAACAGGACCUCGGAAUCUCUAGCAAGGUCUCGGCUUUGAAAACGGCCACCGCAGAGACGUGGAAAAGCUAAGGAGAGAGCCCCCCUUUAAAAUUGCUUUCUUUUUGAGGCAAGUUGAAUGCGAGGGAAGAGAAGAGGGGAAUAAUAAGGGAAAGAGGGGCAAAAAGCAUAUGUGAGGAAGAGAUGGAAAGAUUGCCAAAGAGUUACGGAAAGAAAAAAGAAAGUGGGCAGGAAGGGAGGGUCCCCAGGACCACAGCUGGGUGCAUUUUUGCCUCCAGCCCUCAGCCUGGGUUGGGGAGAGGUUUGAGCAUGAAAACGUGUGGUCCAAGAAGUGGCCUUCGGUGACACGCUUGGAGUUUUCCCAGGUUGGA
This is a messenger RNA of Choloepus didactylus (southern two-toed sloth), 2299 nucleotides long. It is a transcript of the gene IGFBP5, whose product is annotated as insulin like growth factor binding protein 5. The transcript is spliced from 4 exons. Lineage: Eukaryota; Metazoa; Chordata; Mammalia; Pilosa; Megalonychidae. Gene Ontology annotation, molecular function: fibronectin binding; insulin-like growth factor II binding; insulin-like growth factor I binding. Gene Ontology annotation, cellular component: extracellular region. The record is from RefSeq and is a predicted model, not a curated record. Gene Ontology annotation, biological process: regulation of insulin-like growth factor receptor signaling pathway. Bases 966 to 1781 code for a protein of 271 amino acids.